This is a messenger RNA of Mirounga angustirostris (Northern elephant seal), 1362 nucleotides long. It is a transcript of the gene NKX2-4, whose product is annotated as NK2 homeobox 4. The record is from RefSeq and is a predicted model, not a curated record. Lineage: Eukaryota; Metazoa; Chordata; Mammalia; Carnivora; Phocidae. Gene Ontology annotation, molecular function: DNA-binding transcription factor activity, RNA polymerase II-specific; RNA polymerase II cis-regulatory region sequence-specific DNA binding. Gene Ontology annotation, biological process: cell differentiation; regulation of transcription by RNA polymerase II. The transcript is spliced from 2 exons. The coding region runs from base 126 to 1190 and encodes 354 amino acids. Gene Ontology annotation, cellular component: nucleus.
GGGCUCGCCGCGCCGCCGACUCCCCGUCACAGGCGCUGCCGCCGCAGCCGGGGUGGCGGCGACGAGCGGCCGCCGCCUCCCGCCCGCGCCCGCCCCGGGCCCCCGACCUGGCCGUCCGCCGAGCCAUGUCGUUGAGCCCCAAGCACACGACGCCCUUCUCCGUGUCCGACAUCCUGAGCCCCAUCGAGGAGACCUACAAGAAGUUCGGCGGCGCAAUGGACGGCGCGCCGCCCGGCCUGGGGGCGCCCCUGGGGGCCGCGGCCGCCUACCGUGCGCCGCCGCUCGGCCCCUCCUCGCAGGCGGCGGCGGCGGCGGGCGUGCAGCCACCCCACGCCAUGGCGGGCCACAACGCGGCGGCGGCGGCGGCGGCGGCGGCGGCCGCCACCUACCACAUGCCGCCGGGCGUUUCGCAGUUUCCGCACGGCGCCAUGGGCGGCUACUGCAACGGCGGCCUGGGCAGCGUGGGCGAGCUUCCCACCUACACGGACGGCAUGCGGAGCGGCGCGGCCGCCGCGGCCAGCGGCUGGUACGGCGCCAGCCCGGACCCGCGCUACUCGUCAAUCUCCAGGUUCAUGGGGCCAUCGGCGGGCGUGAACGUGGCCGGCAUGGGGUCGCUGACGGGCAUCGCGGACGCCGCCAAGACGCUGGCGCCGUUGCAUGCGGCUGCGGCGGCUCCGCGAAGGAAGCGUCGCGUGCUCUUCUCGCAGGCGCAGGUCUACGAGCUGGAGCGUCGCUUCAAGCAGCAGAAGUACCUGUCGGCUCCCGAGCGCGAGCACCUGGCCAGCAUGAUCCACCUGACGCCCACGCAGGUCAAGAUCUGGUUCCAGAACCACCGUUACAAGAUGAAGCGGCAGGCCAAGGACAAGGCGGCGCAGCAGCUGCAGCAGGAGGGCGGCCUGGGCCCUCCGCCGCCUCCGCCGCCGUCCCCGCGUCGCGUGGCGGUGCCCGUGCUGGUCAAGGACGGCAAGCCGUGCCGGAACGGUGCCAGCACGCCGACACCCGGCCAGGCCGGCCCGCAGCCGCCGGCCCCGACGCCCGCGCCUGAGCUCGAGGAGCUGUCGCCCAGCCCGCCCGCGCUGCACGGCCCUGGGGGCGGCCUGGCGGCCCUGGACGCGGCCGCGGGGGACUACGGCGGCGGCGGCGGCGGCGGCGUGCUUGGCGCCAACCUGCUCUAUGGCAGGACGUGGUGACCGCGCGGGCGCCCCGGGGCGGGGUCCUGCCUGCGGCGCGGAGGGUGUGUGAGAAACUUCGAGAACGGAUGGGGAAAACACACCGAAGCUGACUCUUGAGUACACGGAGAUUAAAAACUAGUGAACGGGUCAUGGAGAGGGGCAGCCUGUGAACCUCUUUGCUUGGGGGGGG